Megalobrama amblycephala (Wuchang bream) is the source of this 635-nucleotide messenger RNA. RefSeq names its product galectin-5-like. Gene Ontology annotation, molecular function: galactoside binding; carbohydrate binding. Gene Ontology annotation, biological process: positive regulation of gene expression; negative regulation of CD4-positive, alpha-beta T cell proliferation; negative regulation of type II interferon production. The transcript has 5 exons. Bases 157 to 531 code for a protein of 124 amino acids. The record is from RefSeq and is a predicted model, not a curated record. NCBI's taxonomy places the organism in Eukaryota, Metazoa, Chordata, Actinopteri, Cypriniformes, Xenocyprididae. Gene Ontology annotation, cellular component: nucleus; cytosol.
GAUGGACUCAUAUGUACACUUUGGGUGUUCAUUUAACACUGGGCAUUUUGCUAUGUAAGGGAAACUGGGGUACAUUAACAGUCAGAUGACAGCAUUAUACAUCCCACCUUCCUGCUCUUCCAGGAUCUCUGAUGGUCCCAUACAAAAGCAUCAUAUAUGGUGGAGUACAGCCUGGAAAAUGCAUUGUCAUCCAGGGAGUCAUCAAUCCCCAAGCAAAAAGUCAACAGAGUAGGGUUUAGUCUACGACACAGAACUGGAAUUGCGUUUGACUACAGUCCUCGUUUUGAUGAGAAUGUGGUUGUUUGCAACUGUUACGAGAAUGGGAAGUGGGGCGAGGAGGAACGGUCUGGACAGAUGCCUUUUGAGAGAGGGCAAAAUUUUCUGGUCACCAUUUGUUGCUGUCCUGAUAAUUACGAGGUGUUUGUCAGUGGUAAAAAAACUCACACUUUCAGCCGUCGCUACAACAACAUGGAAGAGAUUGAUGUUUUGGAAGUUAGUGGAGAUGUGCAGCUGACCUUUGUGCAGCCCUGACAAAGAUUUCAUCCAGGUUCAAGAGAAACAGCAUUGUGUGCUCAUAUGCAAAUAUAUUUUGCUUGCAUGCAUAAUAUUCUGAUGCUGUGUGAUUAUCCACCAUU